Molecule: messenger RNA, 3739 nt
Organism: Cladocopium goreaui
Lineage: Eukaryota; Dinophyceae; Suessiales; Symbiodiniaceae
Source: the annotation of a GenBank genome assembly
GAGUGUGAGCCAAGACUCAGAAGUGGUGAUUGAAAACGUUGCAGCGGUGUAUGGUGCUGGCUUCCAUGUCAAGGGAAAUGUCUACAUUUCUGAGAAUUCAACGAUGCUCAUCCAGGACGCCAUAUGUAGCAAGAACGGUGGAGGCUUCUACACGGAGGGACGCUUGCAGGUGACCAACAGCUCAGUUGUCAGCCUUCAGAAUGUGACCGCUGGAAGUCAUGGAGGAGGUUUCCUUGCCGUUGGAGAGGUUGAAAUAGCAAACUCGACUCUAAACAUCUCCAACAGCCAGGCGAAAGCAAAAGAUGGGGGAGGUUUUACCGCUGAAAAGGGCUUGACGGUGUCCGGCUCCACACUCAUCAUUCAGAAUACGAUAGCUGGACGCUAUGGAGGAGGAUUCGUUGUCAAAGGCAGGACAGUAAUCAGCCGUUCCACAGUUAGCAUCCAAAAUGCCACAGCCCAGAUUCUUGGUGGAGGGUUUUGUGCUGCUGAUGAAGUUGUCAUUGAUGAGACAAAGGUGAGCAUUUCUAAUUCGAGAUCGGAAAGGCUGGGUGGAGGCUUCCACACCAAUGGACGCCUGCAGGUGACCAACAGCUCAGUUGUCAGCCUUCAGAAUGUGACUGCCCAAGACACCGGAGGAGGUUUCAUUGCCUUUGGAGAGGUUGAGAUAGAACGGAACUCGACAAUCAACAUGUUCAACAGCCGCGCUGUAUCAGGAGAUGGUGGAGGUUUUGACGCUGAAAAGGACCUGACGGUGUGGAAAGGGUCGAGACUCAUCAUUCGGAAUGCGACAGCUGGAAAGCAUGGGGGAGGGUUCAUUGCCAAAAGCUGGGUAAUAAUCAGCAGGUCCACAGUUAGCAUCGAAAAUGCCAUGGGCCGGCAGGUUGGUGGAGGGUUUUUUGCAAUUGAUGAGGUUGUCAUUGACCAGAUGUCAAGUGUCAGCAUUUCCAAUUCAAGAUCGGAAAAGCUGGGUGGAGGCUUCCAAACCAACAGCCGUUUUCAGGUGAUCGGCAGCUCAGUUGUCAGCCUUCAGAAUGUGACUGCUGGAAGUCAUGGAGGAGGUAUCAAUUGUCUUGGAGAGGUUGAGAUAGCUGGGAACUCAACUGUAAACAUUUCUAACAGCCAUACUAAAACAGGAAAGGGUGGUGGUUUUGUCGCUGAAAAAGGCUUGACGGUGUCCACCGGCUCAAGACUCAUUAUACAGAAUGCCGUUGGACAGUCUGGAGGAGGAUUCUUCGCAGAAGGCAGAGCUUUGGUCAACAGUUCCACAGUUAGCAUCCAUAAUGCUUCGGCCGGGCUGCUUGGUGGAGGGUUCUUUGCAGGAGGCCUUGCACUUGUCAAUGCAUCUACUGUGGCCUUGUUCAGCACCCAUGCGGGGGCAGGUGGUGGUGCUUUUUCUGUGCGUGGGUUGACUUUGCACAGAAGUUCCAUGUCCAUCAGCAACUCCACUGCACUCGGAUCAGGCUCUGCUGGACUUGUAGAUGGUCAAGUGCUUCUUUCGUCACGGUCCAACUUGGUGGUUAAAGAUGUGCAAGGUCUCGACAACUCCAGCGUGCUGGCAGCAAGCUGCCUCCACCUGCGUGAUCGGUCACACAUUCUUUUUGGCGGUGUCGUUGGCGGUCAUGGGGUGGAACUGCAAAACAGUGGGUGCUCCGCUCUUUGCUCAAACAGAACGUUCUAUGUCGAAGCGGAUGCAGCCCUCAACGCCAGUGGUCGCUUGAGCUCAGGUUUUCUAUCCCUCGCAGCCUGCCAGAAGGAGAAGGUACGUCUCUCAGGCAUCCACCUGCAUUCCUGGUCCAGUUCGUUGCUCAGCACCCGCCCAAGCUCUGUGGUGGUCGACCAAGUGAGUAUCGCCUACAAGCCACCCAUCGACAAUUUGCAGGUCCUAGGUGCCAAGGACGGCUUCGAGAUUGACUCGUUGACGGUUUUCUGCCCGAACUGCACCUGUGGCGUGACUCUCAACGCCGCAAAGAACAGAAGUCUAAAAGCCGUGAGCUCUGAACAUCUGCAGUGUCCCAAGACAGCCGCAACGUCGAAAGGCUUGACACAACGCUGCAAGUGUUCCAACUACCAGAUUGCAACCCAGCACUUCCGCGAUGUCGAUAUGGUGCCCUUGGAAAGCAUUUUCCAGACAUGCAUGUUCUGCAAGCCCCACUUCCACUUUCAGAAUGGCGAUUGCCCCAAGUGUGGUGUCUUCAAUGCUUGGUCUGAUGGGAACAAAGACGUUUGCCAUGUGCUACCACGCAGAAAGAGGGAGCUUAUCAUACUUUCGACAGGUGCAGCCGUGGUCGUCAUUUUGACCUUCCUCGUCAUCGAGAUUCUGCAUGCUCCUUUGAUGAUCCUUGACGCGAAGUCAGAUUUGGCAGAUCCAACACAAGCUGAAAGCAAGAGGACUUUCACGCUUUCAGUGCAAGGCCCUAUCGUUGAUCUUCAUAAAAGCCUGUCUCGAUUGGUGCACCAGCGGGUGCGAUAUCGGGCAAAGGGAACGGGGUUGAUAUGGCUAGACUAUGAGCAGAAGAAGUCCAACGCAAUCAAAGUUCGUAAUAUUGCACGUAGAAAGCUUCUGUUGCAAGACACGAAUCCCCCAUUUGAUUGCGCUUCGUGCAAGGGAUCUUUGCAUGCCGCUGAUUUUUUUUACCUGCUCGGCUUGCUCACUGCAUGCAUAUCAGUGACGGCAAUGCUACCUGUCAUCAUCAAAGUGGCAGUCAUAUCCGGAAACGGUGUGGGACAUGUUUUCGUUACAGCCAUUUAUGUGGCACUUCCUCUGGUUGCUGUUGCUGCACUGCUGCAUUUGCCAGUGGCAUGGAUGAUCAAACGGCAAUAUCGCAGAACGUCAUUUUCCGAGGCUUUGGAUGAGUACCGGAAGCAGAUCCGCUGCAAGCCAUUCUCGGGGCCUGAUGCAACCCAUCCUCGCAACCAGGGCUUGCAGGUUCUGACUUUGCGAGGUUUGUGGAAGCACUUUGAGAGCUUUAUUUUGGAGCGCAAUAUGCACUUUGUGGUUGCCAACAUAGUGACGCCUCUGACACAAAGCAAAGGAGUUUCCUUUGUAACUCUUUGGGGUGGCAGGCGGGUGGACUAUUUUGUGUCCCAUUCCUGGGGCACCAGCUUUCCGCACUUUGUGCAGUCCAUCCAGUGCCAUGCUCUGUCCAAAGAGGGCCCCACUUCUUGGGGCGAUGCAGCAUAUUGGAUUUGCUCGUUUGCAAACAACCAGUGGAACAUUGGAGCCGACUUGGGAAAUGAUCCCAUGGAGAGCGCCUUCGCGCGAACUUUGACUGCGGGAAUCAAAGGAGUUGCGAUGGUCUUGGACCAGGAAGUGCAGCCUCUCACAAGAGUUUGGUGUCUAUUCGAAUUUCUCCUGUCAAGCCGUGAGCACUUGGAGUUGGUUUUUGUCACCAACGCUGGAGUAAUAGGUGAUGAUGGCUGCAGCUCUUUUGACAUUGCGUUGGAGGUGGGUAAGAAGAUAAAGUCUCUGCAAGUCGCCACGUGUGGGGCAUCUUCUGAGAAAGACAAGAAAGACAUCUUCGAUUACAUCAUCUCCGAGUUGGGAAGCCUUGAGCGAAUGGAUGAUCAAAUUCGAAAGCUCAUGGCUCAGAUGCUGAUGCGAAAUCUGGCCAACGUGGAAAAAGCAACUGGAAGUCUUGUCGAUAGCCUGGGCCAGGGCAGCGCAACAGUCGUAAGCCUCAGUGACGAGAGUUUUAAAUCACUUGUUGCUUCCGGAAAGCGUCAGAUCUUUUCCAUGUAG